UCCUGUCCCGCGCUCGAACAGCUUCCGGCGGGAGCCGGAAGCCCCGCUUCUGGACAGACUCAGGGACCGGGGACUGCUGGCCGCCCAGGACAAGAAGGUUAAAUUGAUUAACUGCCCAGAACAACUUAACUACAAGAAGAUCAUUGUACUCUUUUGGAAAAUAUGAGAAUAACAGAAGGUGGUUAUUGACUCUUAGUUGAGCUUUGUAACUCCCCUUAACAGUUACAGGAUUUGGAAGCUGAAUCAAUGUUAUCAGAUGAGUUAGAGUCCAAACCGGAGCUGCUGGUCCAGUUUGUUCAGAACACGUCAAUACCACUGGGACAAGGUCUGGUGGAAUCUGAAACUAAAGAUAUCACUUGUCUGUCCCUGCUGCCUGUUACUGAGACCUCAGAAUGCAGCCGGCUCGUGUUACCAGUAUUUUCUCUUUACUAGAUGAUACUCCAAAUCCUACCAGCUCCUGUAAGGAGGUUCCUUCCUCUGCUGUCUUGAGAAGCCUUCAAGUGAACCUAGGCCCUGACGGAGAGGAAACAAGGGCACACACUGUACAGAAGUCCCCUGAGCUUUUGUCAACUCCAGAGUCUCCUAGCUUGUUGCAAGACCUUCAACCAAGUGACAAUACUUCUUUUAUCCUUCUUAAUCUAACAAGAGCAGGCCUGGGCUCUUCAGCUGAGCACUUAGUAUUUGUCCAGGAUGAAGCAGAGGAUUCUGGGAAUGAUUUUCUCUCCAGUGACAGUGCUGAUAGCAGUAUGCCAUGGUUCAUUCGGGUUCAGGAGUUGGCUCAUGAUAGUCUGAUUGCUGCUACUCGGGCACAGUUGGCAAAGAGUGCCAAAGCCAGUAGCAAUGGGGAAAAUGUUCACCUUGUUCCCAGUGAUGGGCAGUCUAAAGACUCUGGGUCCCUCCCUCAUCUUCCUCAAGAAGAGAAGAGGCUCCAGUGCACAGUUGAGGGCUGUGAUCGGACAUUCGUGUGGCCGGCACAUUUCAAAUAUCACCUGAAAACGCAUAGGAAUGACCGUUCUUUUAUUUGCCCUGCUGAAGGCUGUGGGAAAAGCUUUUAUGUGCUUCAGAGACUGAAAGUGCACAUGAGAACUCACAAUGGGGAGAAGCCCUUUGUAUGUCCUGAGCUGGGAUGUGGCAAGCAGUUUACCACAGCUGGAAAUCUGAAGAAUCACCUUCGAAUCCACACAGGUGAGAAACCAUUUCUCUGUGAGGCUGAAGGUUGUGGCCGUUCUUUUGCUGAGUACUCCAGUCUUCGGAAGCAUCUCUUGGUUCACUCAGGCAUGAAGCCCCAUCAGUGCCAAGUUUGUGGAAAAACUUUCUCUCAGAGUGGGAGCCGGAAUGUUCAUGUAAGGAAACAUCACUCAAGGAUGGGAGCAACAGGGAAUCGUGAGGGAGAGCAAACAGCGUUCUCUCUCUCUCCAGCUGAGCCGCUAAUGGGUAGCAGUUUGCUUGAGGAAGCUUCAGUGCAUACUAAAAACCUGGUGUCUUUAAACUCACAGCCCAACCUUGGGGUAGAGUCCUUGCACCUACCAGAUACUAACACCAUCCUGGGAGUAGAGGAAGAGGUGCUUGCAGAAGGAGCUUCACGUUCCUUGUCUUCAGCACCAGAAGUGGUUCUGCCACAGUCACAUCACCUGGUGCCCAUGUCUACUGGGAGACAGUCAUAUGAGGUUUCUGCCUUAUUACAGUAAAUCUACCCGAGUUGCUAAAACAAGGUGGUAUAUCAGAAAAAUGGACAUCAGAGUGAGUGUUGAUUCUUGGAAGAACUGGCUGUAUGCUUGAAUCCCAAGUGCACACAUUGUGGUACAGAAUGCUUUUAGUUUAUGGUCUGACAGAACUAACCAAAAGGAAACUGUGAUGCAGGCUAUGACUCUGGCCCUCAUUCAUCUUCCCCUUGCACACAGAAUGAAUGUGGGAGUGAGCAUUGUUUUGAGGCCUCUUCACACUUCCCAUCUGAUGCAGAGGAGGAAUAAAGCACUGAAUGUGAACUGGGUAACUGUCUCUCCUCUUCCUAUUGCAUUUUGGGGCUGACUUUUCCAGAAGGUGAAUUUGAUUUAAAAGCAUCAGCUAACAUGGAAUGUUACAGUUGAUUGGAGGAAGACUCUCUUUUUCAUCCUGCCUCAGCUAUCUUUUUCACAUGGAUGAAUACAGUUCUGCCUAUGAGACAACAAAACUGCUCCAGGAAGCUGAGAUUUCAAGAUGCCUUGUUGCUUUGGGGGAUGGGGUGUUAUUAAUUCUAAGUGACCUUCUUCCUUUUGGUCACUUAGCAGGAGUUUUCCCCCUGCUGGGCUGCAAAUAUAAAAUUUACUUGAAUCCCCCUUGGCCCUAGGGCUGAGAUGCCCUAGGCAUUCUCCUACCCACCUUUACUUGGUCACUUUGCCCCAUACUGUUUUCUUAGUUUCUAAAACUUAUGGUAGCAUGUUAAAGAUUUUUAAUUUAAAAAUCAGAUGAUGAGCUUCAUUUGUUUUAUCUUUAAAUAAACAAACCAACAGC
Molecule: messenger RNA, 2490 nt
Organism: Sarcophilus harrisii (Tasmanian devil)
Lineage: Eukaryota; Metazoa; Chordata; Mammalia; Dasyuromorphia; Dasyuridae
Gene: ZNF410
Product: zinc finger protein 410
Exons: 12
Coding region: 393-1688 (431 amino acids)
Biological process (GO): regulation of transcription by RNA polymerase II
Cellular component (GO): PcG protein complex; transcription regulator complex
Molecular function (GO): RNA polymerase II cis-regulatory region sequence-specific DNA binding; DNA-binding transcription factor activity, RNA polymerase II-specific
Source: RefSeq, a predicted model, not a curated record